AAUAGAAAGGUCGAAUGACAAUCGAUGUGCGUAAAUUUUGCAGACUUGCACAACAGCGUGGACUCGUAGGACUGACGGACAGUUUCGCUAUAGCUUCUAUCGGAGUAACACAUAUUUCGUCUUUUCUAUUUCAGAAAGCACGUUUUCUUGAAAAUAUACUUGAAAACGGUGUUGUCACCAUGGAAUGUGCUAACCGUUUUCAAGGUUUGUGUUACGAACAAGUUGUCCGUUUACAUGAAGUGAUGGAAGAAGUGGUACCCAUUCAUGGUCGAGGAAACUUUCCAACUAUGGACAUAAAACUGAAGGACUUGGUACAGGUAGUUCGAGAAAAACUGCGAACUGAUGGGGUAAGUGUCAAAGAUGUUCGUUUAAAUGGGGGAGCUGCCAGCUACAUUUUUGGCACAGACAAUGUUCGCUCAUACAACGAUUUGGACCUCAUUUUUGGGGUAGACUUGUCAAACCACAAUGAGCUACAGAAAAUCAAAAACUGUGUUUUGGGAUGUUUAUUAGACUUUCUACCAGACGGUGUCAACAAAGAAAAAAUGAGCAGUUGUAGUCUGAAGGAAGCAUAUGUCCAGAAGAUGGUUAAAGUUUGUAAUGAACACGGUGACAGAUGGAGUUUGAUAUCCCUUUCAAAUAACAAGGGGAAGAAUGUGGAACUUAAGUUUGUAGAUAAGAUGAAGAGGCAAUUUGAGUUCAGUGUGGACUCGUUCCAGAUCAUCCUGGACAGUCUAUUGACAUUCUACGAAGUCUCGGCUGCACCCAUGAGUGAAAACUUCUACCCAACAGUUGUUGCUGAGAGUGUGUAUGGGGACUUCUGUGAGGCCUGGUACCACUUGAACAAAAAACUAAUUUCUACAAGAAAUCCAGAGGAAAUCAGAGGAGGAGGACUAUUGAAAUAUUGCAACUUGCUCACCAGGACCUACACCCCUGUGGAAAAUAUUGACAUUCGCGCCAUGGAAAGGUAUAUGUGUUCUCGGUUUUUCAUUGAUUUCAGUGAUCUGAAUCAGCAAAGACAGAAGCUAGAGUCGUAUCUAAAUAACCACUUCAGUGGGGAAGAAGAACUCAAACAUGAUUACCUGAUGACACUGUAUAGAGUGGUCGAUGAGAGUACAAUUUGUCUGAUGGGACAUGAACGUCGUCAGACCUUGAACUUAAUACAUCAGCUUGCAUACCAGGUGUUGAUGGACCAGGAACGCAGGGCACAUAUCAAGUACCUGGAAAUUCAACAGUUUGAUCAGUUGAACAGCUUAACUAUUGAUCAAGUGUUCUUUCAUGGUCCCUUUUCACCAAACAAUGGGAAUCAGUAUUUCAACAUAUUACCAACAAGUAGUGUUUUCCAAAUCAAUGGAUCAUCAUCUUGCCCCUUGUGUCCAACAUAUUUGCAGUGUUCAUAGCAGCCAUCAUUGCCCCAACCCCCCUAUCCCUUGAUUGAAUGAGAAGAUUAAUUAAGAUGUUGGUGUAUGGAUAAAGGUGGAAUACCUUAACAACUGUUCUGAUAGGUGCAAGUGUUGUUGUUCUGAUGCUGUAUAUCAAUAUGUCCAAGACUUCGUUAAUUGUCAUUGAUCGUGGCGUAAUAUACAAGAAGGAAAUUAUCUAAUGUUUAAUCACAUCUGCCUCAGCUGUAAUUGAAGAUGGGAAUUAAUAGUUUUGAACAUGUUGUUGGAUGCCCGUCGAGUGUUAAGUGUAUGGGUGCGUUACCUGGAAAAUGAAGUUCUAAAUAUAAACAUGGACAAAGGUUGAAGGAAAUUACAGGAUCAAGACUCAAUCUUUUCAUUAUGGUGGAAACUUUCUUUUAUUUUUAUUUGGUGAAAAAUGAUUUUUUGAUUUUUUUUCAUGCUACAUGUUUAAUGUUCAAUUAUUAUGAAUUAAACUAAAAAAUGUACUUUGAAAUAUGUCUUGGAUAUUAUUGACAUCCUUCCAGAUUUGAAAUUUAGUUCUUGAAGAUCAGUUUAUAAUGUAGUCAUCGUUUUUAGUGUACACAUUUUUCAAGAACUGGUUAUUUUACUAUAUAAAGCUAAAUAUAUCCAUGCUCGUAAAAAUAUAUAUUUAAAAAUCCAGUCUAUAUGUAACAAAAAAAGUGCUUAACCAAAUGGAAAAUGUAUGAUUAUUAGUUUGAAUCACUGCAUCAGAAUUACUUUUGCCAUGUAUAGAAACUUUGCGGUAGCUGCUUCAGGUAGACAUGUCGUGCACAGCAUGGAUGAAUGCCUACCAAGUAGACAUGUUUUUGUGACAGUAGUAUGGAUCAUUGGCAGUUAAAGGGGCAUGUUUGUUAUUCGACAGAACUUGGUGUACUAUUUUUUUUACAGUUCAGACCAAUUUAGAAUGCUAACCCUGUCGAAUAUAUAUCCAAGGCAUAUUUUAGUUAACUUCAAGCAGGCAGCAGAUAGAAAUAUCCAGGCAUAGCAGUAUGAAGUAUUGUUAAGCCUCGGUCAACUAAGAUAUGAUUCCAUAUAUAAGAUAUUUCGAUAGUGAUUAGAAUUAAUCUGUUUAUGAGACGAUAGCUGCUGAACAUUAGUUGUCAUGUGUAUGAUGUUAAUGAGUAUAUUGCAUUAUAAUGAGAGAUUACAUGUCAAGCCAGUGGCUAUCCAAUAUAAUCAUACUGUGAUAUAUUAUUUUUGGAAGAUCAAUACGUGAGAGAAGAUAAGUGUUUUCAUUAGCUGUUGGACUAUAUGUCUAAAUAUAUCAGUUUGUAUCUUCCUGCCAUUUGCAUUCUAUUAAGGGGUGGGGCAUUGGGUCGGGAGGGAAUUACAUGAAAGUGACCAACUACGGGGAUUGUGCAAAAUUUAUUUCAUGAGGAUUUAGAUAUAAGAAGUACAUGUGUAAAUUUUAUUGUACCAUGCUGUAUGCAUCAAACCCUGAAAAAGACAAGGUUUUGGGAAUAUGUCGAAAUACAGGAUUGCUAAACAAAUAUAUAUGAGUUAGACAUGAAUUGAUCAAGUUAAUAGCAAAAAAAAAAAAAACUUUAUUCCUGCUCAUUUUCAUCAUAAUAACUUUUGAAUUAUUAAAAAAAAAAAUAUAUAAUACUUAGUACAGUGCUUAGUUUAGUAUACAUUUUUUAUGCUGAAAUUACCAUUUUGAUUGUGCUAUUUUUAUUCAAGUUGGCUUUCAAUUUGUCUCUGCAGGUAUGCUAUAUACAUUUAGAAUUAAUUUGUGCAAUUUUGUUUCCUUCAAAUUGUUGUUUCAAAUACCAUUAAAUCAAUUCAAAUUAUGAAUGUUUAUGCGACUUUCUAUACAGGUGUACUAUACAAUUUCAUGUUGAUCUGGUUCAAUUCAACUCCUGCUUGCCGGUUCUUAGUGACCGUGACAAAAAAACUGUCAUAUGCCUUAAGAGUUAUAAAUUUCAAAGAUCAGAAUCCAUGAAAAUUUAAGCAUGAAUUAUAAUUAGAAUUGUCACAGUUCAUGUCACAUGCUUUGUAAAAGUUGAUGGUGGACUAGGUACAGGUAUUUCAGAUUCAAGUGACCUGCAAUCAGAUGCUGAAGUUGGUGCAUAUAUGUAUGUAAAUGUCUUAGUGCAGCAAUGGUGCACAUGAUUGUUAACUGUUAAACACUAUCUUUCUGUAAUACAAGUGCUGACAAUUGGAUCUACAGUCUCUAUAUUAUGGGGCAUUCUGCAGUCCAUGUUUUAAAGUUUAAGGAAAGGAGGGCCCUACUAAACACUGUUGAAAAAAAAAAACCCAGAAAUUUCAGAGCAGGGCCUUCAUUCCACAUUGAUCAGUGGUUGAGAAUGAUAUCCAUGCAAUUUGAAUUUACAUUGAAAUAAGAUAAAGUAGCUAGGUGUAGGUGUUACUGUGAAGCACAUUUUAAUUUUAUAGCUCCAAUACAUAAAGUUAAAGUUCUUGCAUAAAUGUCUAAUAUGAGUAGAGAAGUUUGCUGACCCAGGCUAUUACAUAUAGGUAAUUGCCUUAUUCUAGUUUCAUGAUUUCCUUCUCGGCUUGGCUGAGUAGCUAACUAAUAGAUGAUGUAGUAUAACUGUAAAUAGCCACUGGCUAUGUUGUGACCAAUGUGACAGAAUACCAUCAUUCAGUGCAGUGUAGAUCUAGUUAUUUAUUGAAGCCAGGUGUAACAGUAACACACAGGCUGUAUAUUAUGGUGUAGAUACACAGGAACUGGUGGCUAGCUGUAUGUAGCUCUUGGUCUACACUCUAGAGUACCAUAGCAGUAACAGGCGAAUAUAUAGCUACUGUAUUGUACUGGGCAGUAACUGCAUAGUGAAGAAACCCUAGUCUUGUUAACGUUAUCGAAAAACCUAUCUCAAAGAUCAUUCUUACCUUAGAAUUUCUUAAAUAUCACAUUUUCCUAUUGGAUGUUCUCGAGUUAGAUUUUCUGCAUGCAGUUCAAUUUGUUUUAAGGCAAAAGUUGAAUUGGCAACAUAAAGUCUUUAACAUUUACUAUACGGUUCACAUUUGACAAAAAUAUAGGCUUUGACGUAGAUAAGAUUUUGAGAAUUAAGAAUGUUUUCAAGUAAGAAGUUUCAUCGUGACUAAAAGGCCUGGCAUACAAAAUAGCUAGCUGUAAUGUGGAGCAGUCAUGGUAUACAAGACUACAAGAGUUAGCUAGCUGUAUAUUAGAGCAGCCCUCGGGUACACAGGAGGUAGCUAGCUGUAUAUUGGAGCAGCCCUCGGGUACACAGGAGGUAGCUAGCUGUUUAUUGGAGCAGCCCUGGUAUACAGCAGGUAGCUAGCUGUAUAUUGGAGUAGCCCUGGUAUUCUGUAGGUAAUACCAAGUAGCUGUAUAUUGAAGCGGCCCAGAUGAAAAGGGGGAACUGGUAUUCAGGAAGUAGCGAAAUGUACAGUAUAUUGGCGAAGCACUGGUUUACAACAGGUUGCUAGCUAUAAUAGAGCAUUCGAGAAGAUCGGCUGUAUAUUGAAACAGCCCUAUUUAAUAUACAGAAGCGGCUUCAAGGAGCUGUUAAAGUAUUGGAGUAGCCCUGCUAUACUGUAAUACAGGAGGGACUGAGCUGUAUUGUAUAUGGGAGUAUACAGGAGCUCCUAGGAGUUUUACAUAGAUGUAGAUGUUUAUAUAUAUAGGAGCUUUAGGGAUCUAGCUGUAUAUGGAGGGCUGAGGGGACGAGCUGUAUGGUGGAGCAUCCUUGUUGUAUUGGAACAAGCAGCCCUGAUACAAAAUAAUAGCUGUGUAUUGCAGUCUACAUUUGGCCGCUAUAUAUCUACAGUGUAGGUUAACUACCAUUGAUUAUUGACUGAACUCAUCGGUCUGGCAUCAAACUUUGGAGAUAUACAUAUAUAUAUACUUCACUGUCUUUGAUCCGAGUACAUAUGAAAUAUUUACAUAGUCACACACAGAAAUCUUGCUUUUGUACUGAAAGAUUCAUAGACAAGGCAAUUGUGCUUUGUGUUGAGUAGUGUGUGAAUUAGAUGCACCUAAUAAGGCUGGAGUCCAUAAAGUGUGUUGAUCUAGACUAUCCUACAUUUAUCUGGUUUGAAUUAAUAGAUUUCUACUUGAUGAAGAAAACAAGCUAAGGGACCAAAAUGUUCUCAGAUAAUUAGGUCAGGCACAGAAAAUAAUCUAGGUUUGUACAAAAUUGAGUGUAUAAAUUUACAAACAUUGUUCCAUCACUUGUAGCUUUUUGAAGUUACCAUCAUUAUAUAUUUACACCUUUUCUCUUUUGAAACUAGUGAUAUUGUAUAUGAAUUUUAUGUGUUGAACUGUGAUAAUAAAAGCAAUAGUCAUUAUUGCUAAAUGUUUUAUCUGAUCUGAGUGACUAUAUAAUAUCACUGCAAUUUGAUACAUGUCAUUUUGUAAGGAUUUCCAUUAUGUAAACGUAUGGCAUACGUAUGACGUGUUUUUUCGGCUCAUUGAAAUGUCCUAUUAUAUGUGGUUUUAAAAAGCUAUAUGUAGGAGCUAGAUGUCUUCACCAUUCAUAUUUUGGUAUAAAAUGAAAUUAAGUUUUUCAUUGCAAUGACGGCAUACCAAACAUUUUUUUCCCCCUGCUGGUAAAAAUUGAAGUAUGUGAUGAAUAUUCAUCAAAAAUAGGAAUAGACACGUUUGCACUAAUUAUGCUUUGUUAUACUGUAUAUCACGUUGUAUCGGCACAUGUUUAUACAACAUGUCUGUCAAGAUGAAGGUAUUUUCAUAUAAGUUUGUAGUGUCAAGAAAUGUGUCGAGAAAACAGAUGUGCUGGUAUAUGUUAAAAAAUGCACAUAUGUGAUACUCCGACGGCUUUGACUGGCGACCAAGUUCGCUAAUGCUCAAAAUUAGAUUUCUCAUUUCAAAUUAAAAAUUGAAUAGAAAGAAAAUAAAAAUGUUCUAUAAGUUGGACUGAAUUGAUAUAAAUGCUUUGUGUAUAUCCCAAUAUUGUAUAUAUGUUCAUGUAUAUAUACUGUAUUAAAGAAAAAAAAAAUCAUUUGUAUAAAUUCAAUUGCAUUAUUAAAUUUAUUUGCUUAAUUUUGGCCAAAAGUGACUGUGACAUUUCAAAGUCCGCGUUUUUGUUAGUCUGGAGUAAGCCUCGUAAGAUAAUUUCUACCAAACUUUAGCUGGACUUGUUGUCUUCUCUUCUUGACAGCUGCCUGUAAGUCUAAUCUGUAUCUCAAGUUAGACCACUUGUUGGUUUUUCGGUCACUGAAAAGUGGAUUUGAAUGUUUGUUAUCAAUUUGUUGAGCAGGUGAUUCAGAACCACAAGAGUGGUUUUAUCUAUCUAGAACAAACACGGUUCACAAAACUUAUCAUAGUACUGAUACAUGUCUUUAUAUAGCUACAUUGAUGCAUUCAUUGGAACAUGUUCACAUCAUGUACAAUACACUGUAUAUAGGAUGUGGCUGAUUACAGUGACUAAUUAACUGACAUUGUACCAUCACCUAUAUAUACUAUAGCACAUUACAACAAGAGGACUGAAUAUUUUAAGUUAUUCUUUUUAGACAGUUCAUAAUUUUACAGAAAUGAAAUACUUUUAGAUUAGAAACUCUUUAUAAAUAUUUUUUUUUUGAAAUUUUCAGAAUUUUCUGUUUGACAUGGAUAAUGAGAAAUGUGUUUUAUUUUCAGCUAUGUCAGUUCAUACUAGCAUGGCAAUUAAAAAAUACGAGAUUUUAUUUGUAUUAACAAAUAGUAGAUUUUAUUUUGUUAUGAUACAAUAUAUAAAGGCAAGUGCUGAACUACAUGGCUAUAAAACUAGGGUAUGGAUUUCAAAUCACUAGAAUGUUCAUGAACUUUCUUAGGUCCUAAAAAUUAUACACAGUUAGUUUAGUAUCAGAUCAGUUUCAGAGAAAAAGCAACACAAAAUGGUAAUAACAUUCAAAGUACAGUUAUAGAGUUAGUAUCUCCAGACCGCAAUGUAUACAGGUAGGUAUUUAAAAGGAUGAAACUGCAAAGCCCAUUGAAGAGAAGACACAAGUUUAAUCUACAAAUAUGUAAUUCAUUGUGUAUUGAUACAAUAUAUUGAUCAAUCUUUUUCUGAUAAUUGAUGUAUUAAAACUGACCAAUUUUAUUUACACCUUAAAAUAAAUUUGUCUAGUCAUGAUGAAAUGGGUAACUUAAGACUGUGCUGUAAUUCAGUCAAUGAGACUUGUAACACUUAUAAUUAUGUGUCCACUUUUUUUCCAAAUAUUUCCACUGCAAAUUUCUACCAUUUGUUGUGUAAUUUAAAAUUCAUUAUGAGAGUACCAAUUUGCAUACUGUAGUUAAGCAUAUUUUGAUUGUAAAUUUUCUUUUUUUUUGAUUUUUAACAACUGGUGUACAAGUACUGUAUAGAUUUUGUUGAUUAAUUGUUUAUGCCUUACUAUUUGUACAGAUUUAUUAAAAAUCAUUUGUUCUAAAAAAGAAAUGCUAUUUAUUGGUAAAUUCUGCGUAAGUUUGUACCAAUCCAGUUUAGCUGUUUGAAGCUUCAAUAUUUCACUUGAUUUUGUUUGACAAUACAGUUAUUGUUUCUGUACAAAAAGUAAUUUUAAUCAUUACCAUGAUGCAGGCUUUUUUUGAACAAGUAGCUAGUAGAACUACAUACACAUACACUGGUCCCUUAUGUCAUAAAGAAAUCAACAAAGAAAAUGUCUGUUGCAGUAAAAUUAAAUGCAAUAUAGAUAAGGAAGUUCUUGUUAUCACCCCCUCAGUACCUAUACAUGUACACAAUUGCUGCAGUACUCGGUGCAUCAUCUAAGGCAGUAUAAUUAACCGUAACGGCUGGUUGUAGAUGUACUCAUGAGUCUGAAGUCCUAAGAACAUGUUUGUGGUCACAGGAAAUGCAUCAAAGCAAAUGAUGACAUUCAGAGGCACUUACUGUUCUGACACUUUAGUAAUUGAAUUAGUCUGGUGGUUUUUGAUUUUGGCACCUUUUAUCAAGUACUUAGAUUUCCAAAGUCAGUGUAUGGCAAAGUGCAUUUCUCUGAUAUCAACACAUAUAAUAACACUUUAUGAUAUACAUACCCAUAUUAUCCUUUGGCUGAAAAGGCAUCUGUCCACAAUGCUUUUGUGAAAUAUGGUUAUGUAAUUUUCUUGUUGUAGCAAAUAUCAAAAACAAUUGAACAGGUCAAAACAAGCUCUUUCCAUUGGCACCAUAAGCUGUGUGGUUGUGGUGACGGUUGCCACAACCGUAAAUGAAUACCCACACCUAUGUGUGAACAAUAUUACAGUUGGAGUGAAACACAAAGCUAACAUUGCUGUUUAUCAGGAGGAGAAAUUAAAGUGCCAAUUUUGUUAAGGUUCUUUUAAAGUUUUUGCUUAAAUGUCUUUCAUUAAAAUGUUGGAUGUGAUUUAAAGCAUCAUUUCAUUGUUAUUUUCUCAAAGCUAUAUUUAUACACCAUAUAUUUCUGUAAACUUUAAAUAAAUGAAAUAUCUUUAAAAUUUACUGUGCUAAAGAAUAAAUAUCAGGGUUUACACAAUAUAUAAAUGAUUGAAGUAUGUUAAUCUUGAGAUUGCAGCAGAAAAUCUGUUUCAUUGUCACUACAAACACCAAACCAAAGUGUUGCACGAUGUUAGAGAGUGGCAGAUAUAGUGAACCUAGAGAUGUUGGCGUCUCUCUGUGUCACAAUGUUAGAGAGUGGCAGAUAUAGUGAACCUAGAGAUGUUGGCGUCUCUGUGUCACGAUGUUAGAGAGUGGCAGAUCGAGUGAACCUAGAGAUGUUGGCGUCUCUGUGUCACGAUGUUAGAGAGUGGCAGAUCGAGUGAACCUAGAGAUGUUGGCGUCUCUGUGUCACGAUGUUAGAGAGUGGCAGAUCGAGUGAACCUAGAGAUGUUGGCGUCUCUGUGUCACGAUGUUAGAGAGUGGCAGAUCGAGUGAACCUAGAGAUGUUGGCGUCUCUGUGUGUGAACAAUGUUUGGAGUCUGCCAGCAAUAUGAUUGUAUGUUCAGCAGCAUAUACUGUUGUAAACUAUUGUCUUGUACCUGUAUAUAUAUAUAUGUAUGAGCUGUGGAGUCUUAUCCAGCACAGAUUAUUACAUUGCAGACACCGAGUGUCCAUAUAUAGAAAUUUUACUUUGACUUUUUGUUGUUGUCAUUACUAUAUUCUGAUGUAUAAUGUCCAUUGUACAACAUACAUGUAACAUAAUGCCAUCUGAUGAUUAAUAAUGGUUAUAGAUCCACUGGACUUUGUUCAGUGUUGGUAUUUUGGAAGAAUUCCAGAAAUAAAAUAUUUUUGAAUUAUAGUCGAAA
Messenger RNA from Mizuhopecten yessoensis (Yesso scallop), 9597 nucleotides. Its product is annotated as protein FAM46C-like. Gene Ontology annotation, biological process: mRNA stabilization. Gene Ontology annotation, molecular function: poly(A) RNA polymerase activity; RNA binding. Bases 15 to 1397 code for a protein of 460 amino acids. Lineage: Eukaryota; Metazoa; Mollusca; Bivalvia; Pectinida; Pectinidae. The transcript has a single exon. The record is from RefSeq and is a predicted model, not a curated record.